CUUUUCCAUCUCUCUUUUACGUUAUAUUUUAUGCCUUGCAAUGGAAAAAAGGAUGGGGUGAUUUGUGGACAGGAUCCCCAGGUCCCCGAUUCGCUGUAUCACCCCACUGAAAAGCCACGGCUGCAGUCUCACAGGCUACAUCUGAGCAGAGCAAAGGGGGCACCCGCCGAAGGAACAGUCUCCAGACAGCACCCUGAGCUCCAUCCUUGGUCUUAGAAAUGUCUCCCAAGAAAGCUAAGAAGAGGGCAGAAGGUGCCAAUUCCAAUGUCUUCUCCAUGUUCGAACAAGCACAGAUCCAGGAGUUUAAGGAGGCUUUCACCAUCAUGGAUCAGAACCGCGAUGGUUUCAUUGACAAAUCAGACCUGAGAGACACAUUUGCAGCCCUCGGGCGUCUCAAUGUGAAAAACGAAGAGCUUGAUGAGAUGAUCAAAGAAGCACCUGGAGCAAUUAACUUCACCGUCUUCUUGACAAUGUUUGGAGAAAAGCUUAAAGGAGCAGAUCCAGAGGAAACCAUCCUAAAUGCAUUUAAAGUCUUUGAUCCGGAAAGCAAAGGCUUAAAGGCAAACUACAUCAAAGAGAUGCUGAUGACGCAAGGAGAACGAUUUUCAAAGGAAGAGGUAGACCAAAUGUUUGCAGCCUUCCCUCCAGAUGUGACCGGUAACCUUGACUAUAAGAAUUUGGUGCAUAUCAUCACACACGGAGAAGAAAAAGAUUAA
This is a messenger RNA of Thamnophis sirtalis, 716 nucleotides long. It is a transcript of the gene MYL2, whose product is annotated as myosin light chain 2. Gene Ontology annotation, molecular function: calcium ion binding. The record is from RefSeq and is a predicted model, not a curated record. Lineage: Eukaryota; Metazoa; Chordata; Lepidosauria; Squamata; Natricidae.